GACAGUUUUGUGUUGUGUUUCGCGUUUGUUUGUUGCUGUGCCGCACAAAGAGACUAUUUUGAAAAUAUUUGUUUGCUGUCGCUUUGUUCUGCGUAGUUCAAUUUGAACUGAUUAAAAAGUGAUUCUAUAUUAAUAAAAUUUUAAAAAUGUCAGGUUGUGAUUCUCAAAAAGCAGAAAGCUCUAAAGAUAACAUUUCUACCAAUUCGAUCGACGAGGGUUUGCCGAGAGAACUGAGCCAGUUGAGCCUUUCAAGUGCAUCGAGUCAAGAUGAGUUUUAUUGUGAUAAAGGCCAUUCUGAAAUAACACUUAAAAACUUGUUCCAAUAUUUUCAAUCUCAAAAAUUAUGUGACGUCGCACUAAUUGCUGGAGGAUGCAGGAUUCCAGCCCACAAAGUAAUGUUAGCAUCAUGCAGUGAGUACUUUGCUGCUAUGUUCACUGGAUCAUUACGAGAAUCACAGUUAACAGAAAUAACUCUGGAGCGGGUUGAUUCACAGGCUCUCCAGGCUCUUGUGCGGUACUGCUAUACUGGAACUAUAGAACUAAGGGAAGAGACAGUAGAAGUACUUUUGUCUACAGCAAGCUUGCUGCAGCUAAAUACAGUCACAGAUGCUUGUUGUGCUUUCCUAAAGAAGCAGCUUGAUCCAUGUAACUGUUUAGGGAUAGCUUUGUUCGCUGAGCAGCAGUCUUGUAUGACUUUACACAAGAGUGCUUUGGAGUAUACUUAUCAGCAUUUCAUGCAGGUGGUGAAGCAUCAAGAGUUCUUAUCUCUGCAAAUGGAUCAGCUUGCAAGUUUGCUCAAGUCCGAUGACCUCAACGUGAUAACAGAGGAGAAUGUUUUUGAAAGUCUGAUGACAUGGGUGCAACAUGACAGUGCCAACAGAGAACAAUAUUUGCCAACUUUACUGAAGCUUAUUAAGUUACCAUUACUUUCUUCUGAGUACUUAAUCGAUAAAGUGGAACUAGCAUGUGGUAAUGUCCCAGAGUGCCAACCCUUGAUAAUGGAAGCUGUCAAGUGGCAUCUUCUCCCCGAAAGACGCUCAUUGCUUUUCUCGCACAGAACCAGGCCAAGGACAUCAACAAUUGGACGAUUGUUAGCUAUCGGAGGCAUGGAUGGUUAUAAGGGUGCAAGCAAUAUGGAAAUGUAUGACCCCAGAACCAACACAUGGACUCCAUUUAUGAGGAUGGGCGCAAGGAGGCUACAAUUUGGCGUAGCAGUGCUGCAAAAUAAACUUAUUGUUGUUGGAGGCAGAGACGGUUUAAAGACUUUAAAUACGGUGGAAUGUUUUGAUAUGACGUCAUUAAGUUGGAGUACACUGGCGCCGAUGAAUACACACCGACAUGGAUUAGGAGUUGCAGUUUUAGGAGAUGGGCCUAAUUCGCCUAUUUACGCAGUCGGCGGGCACGAUGGCUGGAUAUAUUUAAAUUCAGUGGAAAGAUGGGACGCAUGUUCUCGCACGUGGACCAUAGUUUCGCCGAUGACGGGUGCGCGGAGCACUUGCGGCGUGGCGGCACUUCGCGGACGACUGUACGCGGUGGGCGGCCGCGACGGCGGAGCUUGCCUGCGCUCCGUCGAGUGCUACGAUCCCACCACCAACCACUGGACCAACUGCGCUGCUAUGACGCGUCGCCGUGGGGGAGUCAGCGUGUGCGCGGCGGGCAGCUACUUGUACGCGCUGGGCGGGCACGAGGCGCCGGCGAACACGGUGGGCGGGCGGCUGGCGUGCGUGGAGCGCUACGACCCCGCCGCCGACUCGUGGCUGCUGCUGGCGCGCCUGUCCUACGGCCGCGACGCCAUCGGCUCCUGCCUGCUCGGCGACCGCAUCGUCGCCGUCGGUGGCUAUGAUGGAGUGCAGUACCUGUGCGUCGUCGAAGUGUACGACUCAGAGUCGAACUGCUGGCGCAAGCUCGCGCCUCUGAGCACGGGGCGCGCGGGCGCCGCCGUGGUGGCCGUGCCGCCGCCGCGCAACCUGUUCUGAUACCGCGGCCACUCGCUGCUCACCUACGUCAUCGCCUGAGGCGGCGACGCCGGGUGAGUGACGUCACAGGAGUCAUUGGACUGUACGCUCAGAGUCGGACUGCUGGCGCAAGCUCGCGCCUCUGAGCACGGGGCGCGCGGGCGCCGCCGUGGUGGCCGUGCCGCCGCCGCGCAACCUGUUCUGAUACCGCGGCCACUCGCUGCUCACCUACGUCAUCGCCUGAGGCGGCGCGACGCCGGUUCAGACGAGCGGUACAAAUUCGGUUGGAUGCAGCAUUCAACUACAUUCUCGGUAAUUGAUCUCAAUGUAUUUGAAAAUGUCCUAAAAUACCUGUGGUAGAAAUAAUACUAUAGAUUUUUAGUUCGUAAAUUUGUAUUGUAGAGACUGUUAGUUAUUUUGUGUAUUUACAUAUUGACACUCCUAGCUAUUAUGAUAACAUUGAAGGUGUGAAUUCAAAAAGCAAAUUUUUGCCCCAAAUCAAUGAAAUAAGUAAUUAUUUGAUCUAAAAUAUAUUUUUAUAAGAUAAUGGCUAUUGGACUUUAAAAAACUAUAAUUAAUUAAUACCAUCCAUAUUUAUUAUCGUUUUUACAUUAUACAAACUAUUAUGUUUUUGUGUAAAUUAUUACAUAGUAACCAUUGAUAUUUUAGCUUAAUAUCUUUUACUUUAAGUUUUGUACUUGUAGUUGACGACACAAAGUAUUACUUUCUUUUAUCAAUGUAACCAGUAUUAACUUACAUCCGAUUCCACUAUUACAUUCGUAUAAACUUUUUCGAAUACUUAGAUUUAUGUUUUAUACUUAACUUUCCUAUCAGCAAUCAUUCUUGAAUGAACUAUGUAUUUUCAGAACUAAAACGUGUUUUAAUAUUCUAGUAACACGUUGUUUUAAUAUUUUUACUUCAAUACAGUUCAAUAUUAAGUUAGCGACAUAAGAUUCUCAAUCUGUACUGUCAUUUUAUUGUCUCACCUACACGUAAUAAAUGUUAUAUUACCCGUUCGCGCUAAGUUUGCCGGUCCGUGGAAUGCGCGUCCCCUCCCCCAACCGCGAUUAAACGCAAUUAGUUAGUGAUUAAACGCAAAUAAGUGUUUU
This is a messenger RNA of Ostrinia furnacalis (Asian corn borer), 3064 nucleotides long. Its product is annotated as kelch-like protein 5. The transcript is spliced from 11 exons. Gene Ontology annotation, molecular function: protein binding. The record is from RefSeq and is a predicted model, not a curated record. Lineage: Eukaryota; Metazoa; Arthropoda; Insecta; Lepidoptera; Crambidae. Bases 147 to 1976 code for a protein of 609 amino acids.